Messenger RNA from Vitis vinifera (wine grape), 1466 nucleotides. Its product is annotated as protein FLX-like 1. Bases 316 to 1248 code for a protein of 310 amino acids. NCBI's taxonomy places the organism in Eukaryota, Viridiplantae, Streptophyta, Magnoliopsida, Vitales, Vitaceae. The transcript has 6 exons. The record is from RefSeq and is a predicted model, not a curated record.
UUAUAAGAAGGUUGAGAAGUUCUUAUAUUUUAAUCAUUCGUUUAGUUGCUUCUUAAUGAGUCCAACUGUCAGAGAUAGAAUUUUCGCCAUUUCCCCUUUUCAUUUCCCGCCGAUUUUGUUUGCUACUUUGGUCCAUUCAAAAUAUUUUCCUGGUUUUCUCAGCAACCAAACUGCCCGUUAGGGUUUGUUGUUCCUCGCAUCUCCCCUUUCUUCCAUCUGGAAUGAGCUGUGGAUAUAAGUCUCUUUGUAUCGAUCGAAUGUUCUUGUUUGAUCCCUUGUUGCUUCGUUUGUUUCCCGGUUACUACAGUUAGAAAAAUGUCAAGAAGAGAUCGCCGACCGCCAUUUCCAAUGAAAGAUAUUCCUCAUGUACAUGAACCCCCAUUUGGCAGAGGCCUUGGGCCAAGGCCCCAUCCCAAACUGCUAGAAGGAAUGAGAGGAGCCCAGUUGCAAGAGUUACAGUUUGGGAUGGGUCAUAGACUGCCACCCCCUCACCCUUGGGUGAUUGAGGAGCAUCUAGCAGUUCAACAGCAAGAAAUUCAAGGUCUGCUUGUUGAUAACCAAGGGCUGGCGGCAACCCAUGUUGCACUGAAGCAGGAGUUGGAAGCUGUUCAGCAAGAGUUGCAGCGAAUGGUGCACUUUUCGGGUAUGUUGCAGGCAGAUAAGGAUGUUGAGAUGAGAACAAUGCAUGAGAGGUUGGCUAAGAUCGAAGCAGAUCUUUGUGGGAUGGAGGUUAUGAAGGCUGAGGUCCUUAAAGUUAAUGCUGAUGUUAAGGAGCUUACUUUGGCAAGGCAAGAGCUCACUGGAAAGGUCCAAGUAAUGACCCAAGAUUUGGCUAGAGCCAAGGCUGAUUUGCAACAUGCGUCAGCUUUAAAGGAAGAAAUUGAGAGUGUGAAACAUGAAUUGCAGCGAGCAAGAGCUGCCAUUGAGUAUGAGAAGAAAGGAUAUGCAGAGAAUUACCAGCAUGGUCAGUUGAUGGAGAAUAACUUGAUCUCAAUGGCCAGGGAGUUGGAAAAACUUCGUGCAGAGCUUGCAAAUGCUGAUAAAGGAGCAAGUGCUGCUGCUUCUGGUGGGAAUCCAGGUUAUAGUGGAAAUUAUGGCAACCCUGAAGCUGGAUAUGCAGCAAAUCCUUAUCUUACAAACUAUGGCAUGAAUCCGGUACCGGCAGGCGCAGAAAGUUUUCCUCAAUAUGGACCUGGACCUGGUUCCUGGGGUGCAUACAAUAUGCAGCAAGCUCAAGGACACAGAUAGACUAGUUUGCAUAUAAUGCUAUGCUGUCGUCUCUCGUUUUAUACGCCUGCUCCUGGUAUUUUGGGAUGCAACUUAUUAGAUGCUUGAGUUUGAAUUUGAAGUGCUUCCUUAUGAUGGAUGUUUUGGGAAAUAUGAUAACUCUCGCUAUUCAAUAUCCUGCAUGAAGAUACUGGUUAUUCAUAUUCUUUUGGUGGUCCAGUAUAUUUUUGUUGGCUUCA